AUGGACCUGUUUAAAAGAGAAAGCGUAAACUUGAAUUUAAAUUAUGAGAUAACAUUUUCGUGUUGUAUAAAAGAUAUUUUAUAUGUUGGAAGUAAGGAGGGGAUACUAUAUGAAUACAAACUAAUAAAAGAAGACCCCAGAUGUGAUGAUAUUAAGAAUGAAUAUAUAAAAAAUGAAAGGUCACAUAAUUACAGGAACUCAUCAGAUUUAAACAACUUGAAGGGUUCCCUACAAGUAAAACUUGUAGGAAGUCAUUUAAUAAAAAAGAACAAAAUAAUUAAUAAUAUAAUAAUUGUAGAAGAGAAAGAGAAUAUAUUUCUAAUGUUAAUUUUAGUUGAUGAUAUAUUAUAUUAUGGGAAAAAUAAUAACUUGGAGGUUUUAAAUGUAAUAUAUAAAAAUGUUUUAUUAUAUACAAUACAUGAAAAUAACAUUAAUGAAUUGUUAAUAUAUACAAAGAAGAAGAAGUUAUAUAUUUAUAAAUAUGAAAAUGGAUUAUAUAAAUAUUUCAAAGAAAUAACUAAUCCUUUAAAUGAUUUUAUUUCUUGUUUAGUGUGGAUUAAUGAUUCCUUAUUUUUGACCAUGAAUAAAGAAUAUUAUUUUUUAAAUAUUAAAAAUAAUCAAAAAAUAUUAUUAUAUAGUCAUGAAUAUGAACAGACAUAUAAAAAGAUUACUUUAAUUAAUAUGAAUGAAAUAUUUAUUGUAUGUGAUUUGAACAUUGGUGUUUUUUAUGAUGUAGAUACUUCUAUGCCUUCUAGAAAAAAUACUAUAAUAUUAAGUCCGAAUAUAAAACAAAUAAUAUCCUUUCGUUUUUUUUUAUUUUGUCUUAAUUUUAAGGGUAUUAUAAAUAUAUAUAAUAUAAAAAACCAACAACCUAUACAAGAAAUCACGUUAAAUUAUAUACCCGAUAUUGUUAUUAAUUAUACAAAUAUAACAAAAUACUCUACUGUUUUAUCCUUAUUUAAUGAUGAUCAAGAUAAUGCAGAAACUAUAUUAUCUAACCAAAAAAAUAAAAAUAAAUGGACAUCUUCAGAUAUAGGUAUCAAAUUGUAUGACGAAAAAAUAAAAAAAAAUAGGAAUUUGUUAAAAAUGGAAGAUGAAGGAAUCUUAUCUAAAUCGACUAUGGAAAAUGACUUUUUAUAUGAUUUAUCACCAAACGGUAUAUAUGAUGAUAAUAAUAAUAAUAAUAAUAUAUUAUUUAAUAAAUAUUUAUAUGAGAAGAAUCAAAUGUUAACAAAAAAAAAUAUGAACAUAUAUAAUUCAGUAUAUAAUAAUAUAUAUUUUAUUAAUAAAGAUUGUUUACAAAUUCUUACUUGUCUAGAAAUAUACCAAUAUUUGCCACAAUGUAUAGAACAAGGAAAUAUAAAAAAAGGUUUUGUAUUAAUAGAUAAUUUUGUAUGUGAAAAUAAAAAAGAAAAAUAUGAUAUUUUUUGUGAAUAUAAUAAAGCAUGUGCAUAUUAUUUUUUUAAAAAUUUAAAUUUUUCCAUAUCUUUUAUAUUUAUUCAAAAAGUAAAUAUUAAUAUAUUCUUUCUUUUAUUUUUUUGGAUUGAUUACUUACCUUCAUCUCAUAAAAACAUUUUACAAAACAUGAUAGAGAAUAAAGUUAUUGAAGAAAAUAUUAAUAAACAAUUUAAAUGUUUUCUUCCUUUCCCAUGUAGUAUUAAAGAAUUAAUAGAUAGGAAUUAUGAAAACUAUUUAAAACAUAAGCCAGACUAUUAUAUAUCUGAUUACAUGUUCGAUGAUUUUUAUAAUGAUGAUGAUAAUAAAAACUCUCUUAUCUAUUCAUCUCCACAAAGAGAUACCGAAAUAAAAAAACACCUUUUACACACAGCCAACAAAUGUCUAGUAAAUUUUCUAUUAAUAAAAAGAGAUUAUUUUUUACAAAAUAAAGACAUGUAUAAAUUAUCCUAUAAAAAGGAAAAUGAUAAUUCAAACCAUGUUAAUGAUAAUAUAUAUAUAAUAGAAGAAUUAAUAGAUAAUUUAUUAAUUAAAUUAUUAACUAUAAAUAAUUAUAAUAAACAAUUUUUUCAUUUUAUUAUGCAAACAAGCAAAUUACAUGUUGAUCUAGAAGAGUGUGUGCAAUUCUUAAAAAAAGAGGGGAAAUUUGUGGAAAUUAUUUUUUUAUAUAUAAGACUUGGAUACUUUGAAGAAGCCAUUGAGAUAUGUUCUUAUUUUUUUCAUUAUUAUAAUGAAAAGUAUAAUGUUAUUCAAUCGACAGGAGAUAUUAGUGUAUAUAAAUAUGAAAUAGGGCAACAAGGCAAUAAUAAAAAAAAAAAACAAAGUGGAGAUGAUAAUAAUAAUGAUAAAUAUAAUGAUAAAUAUAAUGAUAAAUAUAAUGAUAAAUAUAGUGAUAAAUGUAGUGAUAAAUAUAAUGAUAAAUAUAAUGAUAAAUGUAGUGAUAACAAUUUUUACAAUGAUGUACAUAAAAAGGUGGAACAAAAUAAUCAAUACAGCUUUUUUAAUAUAAAAGAACUUAAUGAAGAAAAAUAUUUUAAGUGGAUUAAAAUAUUUGAGAACGAAAAUGCACAAAAAAAUAAUGUGUCAGAUAAAGAAAAUAAUAAUUUUCAAUAUUCAUUAGAAAAAAUAUAUAAUAUUCUUAUUAUAUUAAAUGAUCAUAUACAUUUAUUAAAUGUUCAUGAAGAAAAAAUAAAGAAAUUAUUUGAAUAUGCAUUUCCAUUUUUAAUAAAAUAUAAUGAACAUUUCUUUUUCCAUUUUUUAAAAAAAAAAAAUAUUUUAAUUUCUCCUGAAGAAAUUAUAACCAUUUUUAAAAAAAUCAUAAACAUAGAUAAGAAAAAUGAUAAAAUUAAAUAUUAUUUACAAAAAUACAUAAUACAUUAUUUAAAACACGAUAAAUAUAAUAAAAAUAUUAAUACAACAUUAAUAGAGUUAUAUAUUAACAAUGUACAAACGAAAAAUAAUAAAACACCUUUUCAAAAAAAAUUAAUAACCUUUAUGUUAUAUGAGUAUCCUAUACAUAUAAAUUAUCUUACUGGACUUAUAAAGAAUACAUCAUUUUAUUUCUUCAAGGUCCUCUUAUAUGCAAAACUACACCGUCACUACGAAAGUCUUCAAAUCCUUGCUGACCAAAACUUGAGGGUGUGCGAAAAAUACUGCCUUUACUAUAACUUCAUAUUAAAAAAAGAAGUCUCUAAAAUUAAAGAAGAGAAGUACCAAGAAUUAUACAAGGGGAUUUAUAAUAAUGAUAAAAAUAUAUAUUAUAAUAUAUUCCAAAAGUUUAUAGAUCGUCAAAUAAAUUCCGCAGAAAAAAAAAAUUGGAACAAAACAAAGAAUAAAACCAAAAACACACGAUUUAUUAAAUAUAUCUUGAAUGAAUAUCACAAAUAUAUAUAUUUUAGCAUGAACAAAAAUAUACCCUCAAAAUUUUUAUUCCAGAAAAAAAAUGAAACAUUGAACAAAGCGUAUGUACAAGAAAUGGACCAAAGAAAUAUAAUAAAAAAAAACAAAAAAAUUGCUCAAGAAAAUAAAAACAUGCUAGAACAAAAUGAAUAUGAUUAUAUGUUACAUAUGAUUAAGGAUCACCAACAAGACGAAGAAGCGGAUAAUGAAAAUGACCAACUUGAUGAUGAUAUUUUAAAUUACUAUGAAACGUGUUCGAAUGAAUCAGAUGAAUGUUAUGCGAGUGACACUAUAUGUGACGCUACAACUACAAGUCAUGAUAAUAAAAGUGAUAUUACUACAAGUGAUGAUAAUAAAAGUGAUAUUACUACAAGUGAUGAUAAUAAAAGUGAUAUUAAUACAAGUGAUAAUAUUACAAGUGAUAUUACUACAAGCAGUAAUAAUAAAAAUAGAAGGAAGAAAACAAAAAAAAUUAUAAAAACAAGCGCCCAAGAUAAAUUAUUAAAAGGGAAACAUCGAAAUAAAGACCCAGAUCCAUUAGCUCAUUUUCGUGUGUAUAAUAAAUGUAAACAAAAUACAGGAGGGCUAUUUUUUUUACUUAUUAAAGUAUAUCUACAUAAAUAUUAUAAUGAAGAAAUUAAUUUAAUGAAAAAAGAACAAUAUAAAAAUAAUAUUCUCUAUAUAUUAAAGAAAUAUGCAAAUCAUAACGAUUUAGAUAAUAUAUAUAUUUAUAAUAUAAUACCAAAAUGUUGGAAUAUAUCUGAAAUAUCACAAUUUCUUAAUUUUAAUUUAAAAAAAAAAAGGAAUACACACAUGAAUCUACAAAUAUAUCAUAGUUUAAUUAAGAGUAAUUAUUUGAAUGUCUCCUACGAAAAAAUUAAAAAAAACGAACAAAAAAUAAUCAUAAAGGAUAAAAUAUUUUGUAAGGUGUGUAACAAUCCCAUUUUAGAAAAAAGUUUUGCUUUUUUCUCGGAGAACAUUACGGUUCAUAUACAUUGCAUUGAGAAAUACGAUGAGUAG
Plasmodium reichenowi is the source of this 4374-nucleotide messenger RNA. RefSeq names its product vacuolar protein sorting-associated protein 3, putative. The transcript is spliced from 3 exons. The record is from RefSeq and is a predicted model, not a curated record. Bases 1 to 4374 code for a protein of 1457 amino acids. Lineage: Eukaryota; Apicomplexa; Aconoidasida; Haemosporida; Plasmodiidae. Gene Ontology annotation, cellular component: cytoplasm; membrane. Gene Ontology annotation, molecular function: protein binding. Gene Ontology annotation, biological process: vesicle-mediated transport; autophagy; endosomal vesicle fusion.